Spodoptera frugiperda (fall armyworm) is the source of this 2354-nucleotide messenger RNA. Its product is annotated as brain-specific serine protease 4. Gene Ontology annotation, biological process: proteolysis. Lineage: Eukaryota; Metazoa; Arthropoda; Insecta; Lepidoptera; Noctuidae. The transcript has 8 exons. Gene Ontology annotation, molecular function: serine-type endopeptidase activity. Bases 482 to 2137 code for a protein of 551 amino acids. The record is from RefSeq and is a predicted model, not a curated record.
CACUUGGUGAAUUAGACUAUUAUUACUCGUUCCCUCCACUUAUAUGUCACGCACACCAUAUACACGAUAAAAGAACAAAUUUUCAACCAUUGUUUAAUAUAAAAAACAUGAAAAAAAUUUCGAGUUCUGCACAAAAAAUAACCUUAAAAUUUUCCGAAACAAAAUUCCAAGUCAAUGACCUAAUGACAGCAAUUAAAUUACAGAUUAUAAAUACAAAUGGCUGCCGAAGAAUGUAAGGAGGUUUUAAAGACACAAGCAGUUGAGUAAUGAGUGUUAAUAAAAUGUAAAACUCUUGUGGAACCCCAACUAAAAGUGAAAAGGAACGAACGAAUGCUCGAACGCAGUUUACUUCCGAUAGCCCAGUUCGCGCGUCAAGACGUCUCACGCAAAUAAACAAAAAUAUAAGUGAAACAAAACAAAAAAAAAUAAGUGUCAAAUUUAUACAUAUUAAAAAAAAUGAAGUGUAAUAGAAACCAGUGAAAUGUGUAAAUGUGUAACAGAAAACAGACUCGAUGGAACGAGUGUGGCGGGCAAAUAUUAUAAUAUUAAUAAAAAAAACUUCAAAACUCGCAGAAGAUUCCGCGGGAUUUUCGAUAAUACAAUGUUUUUGAGAACUUCACUGUUUAUUUUUGCAUUUUUAAGUUGUUUUUUUAAUGUUAUGUGUGUUGACGAUGAUGUAUUGACGUUACAAGGCGGUAUAGAUGAGAAAGAUGUUGAUUUACCAUCGGAUCGAAGACGGCCCGUUAAUGAGCAAGAGAAAGAUAUUUUAAUGCUAGGGGCUCUAGGGAGGCGUAAAGGGUCGUAUCACAAUGGCUACGGUUCCUCCCAAGAAGAUGAUUCUAUCAUGGAUUUGUUGGGGAAAAUGAUCCCCCAAACUUGCCGCUACCGGGGCGCUCGAUACCCAUGUGGGCUGAGUAUAUCCUGUGUCCUGGGGGGAGGGAAGCCACUAGACUUAUGUUCAGGGGGCAUGAUCUGGGCUUGCUGUGUAGACAGAGAGACCACUGAGCGACCCACUGAGGUAGCACCCGUUGUUCACAAUGCUAGUGAUUUAAUCGAACUGAUCGGAACAUUCCCACAUGAAAACUACGAUUAUCAAACCAACACAAACCAAUUCGAAGACCCAAUUAUCAUUUACACUGACUCCAAGCCGGAUUACCAUCAAAAACCGGACACAAACCGCCCAGAACUGGAUCAGACCGGUAACAACCGGCCGUCUUGGAACCAAAAUCAUUUUUACCACGUAAAGCCCUCAUACCAUGAGAGUACGACGAAAAAACCUGAUGAUUUCUAUCAUGACGGGAAUAAUAUACAGGGUGAUGAUGAUUAUGUGCCAGUACACACUAGCAAUAAGCCAACGCGACCUAGUUUCCCGGGUUGCGGUGAGCAUUUCACCCGGUCCAACCGUAUAGUUGGCGGGCAUUCGACCGGGUUCGGUUCCCAUCCGUGGCAAGCUGCUCUCAUCAAGUCAGGGUUCCUGAGUAAGAAGCUGGCUUGUGGUGGAGCACUGAUCUCCGACCGAUGGGUGAUCACUGCCGCUCAUUGUGUGGCUACCACACCAAACAACCAGCUCCGCGUUCGUCUCGGAGAGUGGGACGUGCGGGACUCAGGCGAGAGGUACUCUCAUGAAGAGUUCGCGGUGCAACGCAAGGAGGUCCACCCCUCGUAUGAACCAGCUGACUUCAGGAACGAUGUGGCGUUAGUGCAGCUGGAUAGAGGCGUUGUCUUUAAACAACAUAUUUUGCCUGUAUGUCUUCCUCAAAAGCAGAUGAAGUUGGCUGGAAAGAUGGCCACCGUCGCCGGAUGGGGACGAACGAGACACGGGCAGAGUUCCGUACCUUCUGUGUUACAGGAAGUGGACGUAGAAGUAAUUCCCAACGAGCGCUGCCAGCGGUGGUUCCGAGCUGCUGGGAGGAGAGAAACCAUACACGAUGUGUUCCUAUGUGCAGGGUAUAAAGAGGGUGGUAGAGACUCUUGCCAGGGCGACAGUGGAGGCCCUCUGACAAUGAAACUGGAGGGGCGAAGCACCCUCAUAGGCCUCGUUUCAUGGGGCAUCGGCUGCGGCCGAGAACAUUUACCAGGAGUAUACACAAACAUACAGAAAUUCGUACCUUGGAUAGACAAACUCGUAAACCCUUAAAAAAAACUCAAUAAAUUUAAACUAUGUGCCUUUUGCUACAAAUGUAACUUAUUGUAAAUAAAUAGUGUUUUUUUAAACUAAUUUAAAAGUAAGAACAAAAUGAAUGAAACAGUCGUUUAUAUCAUUUUCAGUUUUGAAAAGGACUUGCAGUCAAUUGUUUUUAACGUUGAUCGUUCAAUUUUAUUACAACAUAAAGCUUCGUCUCCGCUAGGAACAU